GUGUUCCCACUCUCUCUGUCAAAUUCUGGAAUAUUUGAGACGCUUCUCGAAUCUUUAUCACAACAAUCUAUAUAUAGUUCCAUUCUAAAAUCUUGUUUCCAAAUUUCUGUUCUUUAUUCAAUCGAAAAACCCUCUUGAAGAAAACACAAGAAACCUUUUUUUCUCAAUUGAAUCAGUGAUAUGGCGAAAGAAGGACCUAACUGGGAUGGUUUGCUUAAGUGGAGUAUUGCUAAUUCCGAUGGAACUCGUCAACCUCGUAAUUUAAGUGAGGAGGAUAGAAAAUGGUUUAUGGAAGCGAUGCAAGCUCAGACCGUUGAUAUUGUAAAACGUAUGAAGGAGAUCACACUUGUGAUGAAGACUCCUGAGCAAGAGUUGGAAAACCAAGGGGUUACCCCUGCAGAUAUUGAAGAUAUGUUGGAUGAGUUGCAAGAGCACGUUGAAUCAAUUGAUAUGGCUAAUGAUCUCCACACAAUCGGCGGGUUGACUCCUCUUCUUGCCUACCUCAAGAAUCCUCAUGCCAACAUUCGAGCCAAGGCAGCUGAUGUUGUAACCACAAUAGUCCAGAAUAAUCCGAAAAGUCAGCAACUUGUUAUGGAAGCAAAUGGCUUUGAACCUCUUGUUUCUAAUUUCAGUUCAGAUCCUGAUGUGACUGCUCGAACCAAAGCACUGGGUGCAAUAUCCUCUCUAAUCCGACACAACAAGCCAGGUGUCGCUGCAUUCCGUCUAGCAAAUGGUUAUGCAGCCUUGAGAGAUGCAUUGACCUCUGAAAAUGUUAGAUUUCAAAGGAAGGCUCUUAAUUUGAUCCAUUACUUACUGCUUGAGAACAGUUCAGAUUGCAACAUUGUGAAAGAGCUAGGGCUCCAUCGUACAAUGAUGCACCUUGCCUCUAGUGAUGAUGCAGAUGUCCGUGAAGCUGCCCUUAAAAGCCUCUUCGAGCUUACUCGCAAUACAAAAGAUGGCUCCGACAGCUCUCCAGAAGAUAAUGAGAAAAUGAAGCAGCUUCUUCAAGAGCGGAUAAACGGCAUCAGUUUAAUGUCAACUGAGGACCUUGGAGCAAUUAGGGAGGAAAGGUUGCUAGUGGACUCCCUUUGGAGUACAUACUUCAACGAGCCGUCUUCACUUCGAGAGAAAGGUCUUCUUGUGCUUCCUGGUGAAGAUGCACCUCCUCCUGAUGUUGCUAGCAAACACUUUGAAUCUCCUCUUAGAGCCUCUUCUGGGAACCCUAAUUCCAAGAAAGAUUCCAACAAUGAAAAGAAAGAUGCACCACCUUUGCUUUUAGGGCCAGGGCCUUAAGCUGCAGAGAACUAACAAUGAAGUUAAUUCAUGUAGAAAGGAAAUGCUACAUAUACUAUUAAAUGACGUUUUAUUGCAUGUAACUUUAAUCUUUUGUUUCUUUGUACUAGACUUGUUCUUUCUUACAUGCAAUAGUCAUUUAUUUCUUUUACCAUCUA
This is a messenger RNA of Medicago truncatula (barrel medic), 1451 nucleotides long. RefSeq names its product hsp70 nucleotide exchange factor FES1. Gene Ontology annotation, cellular component: endoplasmic reticulum. The coding region runs from base 181 to 1293 and encodes 370 amino acids. Gene Ontology annotation, molecular function: adenyl-nucleotide exchange factor activity. Lineage: Eukaryota; Viridiplantae; Streptophyta; Magnoliopsida; Fabales; Fabaceae. The transcript has 6 exons. The record is from RefSeq and is a predicted model, not a curated record.